AGUAUUCGCGUGUCCGUUAUUCCGGCAACAAUGACGGGCCUUCCAUUAUUUCUUCUCGUGACGCUUUGUCUCGCUUCUGGGACACUCGCAAAGAAAGGAUUUGGUCCUGGGGAGCAAGAAUGGGGAUACGUGGAAGUACGGCCAAAUGCAAACAUGUUCUGGUGGCUUUACUACACCACCGCGAACGUUACCUCGUAUUAUGAGAAGCCACUGGUCAUCUGGCUGCAAGGCGGACCGGGUGCAUCCUCCACUGCAUUCGGAAACUUCGAGGAACUUGGGCCCCUCGAUGUCAACUUGAAAUCGAGAAAUUACACCUGGGUGAAGGAUUACAAUGUCCUCUUCAUCGACAACCCAAUCGGAGCAGGUUUCAGCUACGCAAACGUAGAUUCUGGUUACGCGAAAACGAACGAACAGAUCGCUGCCGAUCUUCUACAAUGCAUGAAAGGCUUCCUAAGCGUGUUACCUAAAUUCUCCCACGUCCCCGUGUACAUCACUACCGAGUCCUAUGGAGGAAAAAUGGGCGCCGAAUUUGCUCUUGUUUGGUACCAGGCGGAAAAGGCUGGUACCAUCAAAAGCAACUUGAAGGGCGUCGUUCUGGGCGACGCGUGGAUCUCCCCCAUCGACUCCGUGAUGACUUGGGCACCCUUUCUGCUAGCCACGGGCAUGGUCGACACCGCCGGGUACAACAAGAUCGACAAAUCGGCGCAGUUGACGAAGAGAGCCGUGGAUGCCGGAAACUGGACCAGCGCGACGAUGAUAUGGAGCCAGACAGAGAGCGUGAUCUACGACGUCACGGGCAGCAUCGAUUUCUACAAUAUAUUGACGAAAAUGAGACGCUCUCGGGCUCGCUACUCCCCCAUCGACCAGCUUUUGUUGAAACAUACAUUGAACGAAGGCAAUGCAAUGAGCGACGAUGCUGAUCUUGAUCGAUUGAUGAACGGUCCGGUGAAAGAGGCCCUGAAAUUACCGGUGAACAAUGGCCGCAACUCCAACACCGUGUUCAACAAGUUGAUGGGAGACUUCAUGAAGCCUGUUGUCAACAAAGUGGAGAAGCUGCUGAAUGAAACCGACCUGAAAGUGAUGGUGCUCACUGGCCACUUGGAUCUCAUCGUUGACACCCCAGGGACUCUCCAAUGGGUCGAGAGGAUGAAGUGGAAGGACGCUGAUGCUUGGAUGAAGGCUCCCAGGGUUCCGUUGGUCGUUGGAAGCAUGAUCGAGGGCUACGUGAAGUCUUAUCGCAAAUUCUCCAUGUACUGGGCCCAGAGAGCUGGGCACAUGGUCCCCAAGGACAAUCCUGCAGGGAUGGCGCAGCUCCUGAAGACCUUGACGAGUCAGUAAUAAAAAUGUUUAAAAAAGACCAGGGAUCGAAAUUAUGUAUCUGCGAGCGGCUUCAACAGCGCGUUGUAACCGAAUAAAUUAAAAUUCUCCACGCUUUUCGCUGAUUUCGCUUGCUGUUCGACAUUUGCAUGAGACAAGAGUGCAAAGGAUUCUCUAAUCUUCCCAUUUUGCAAAGACUUUCUCCUUAAUCUCGUCGCGGUCCCCGGCCGCCAUAUUGAAAUUGUGCGCAAUCAUUCCCUCGACG
Molecule: messenger RNA, 1582 nt
Organism: Colletes gigas
Lineage: Eukaryota; Metazoa; Arthropoda; Insecta; Hymenoptera; Colletidae
Product: retinoid-inducible serine carboxypeptidase-like
Exons: 9
Coding region: 31-1338 (435 amino acids)
Biological process (GO): proteolysis
Molecular function (GO): serine-type carboxypeptidase activity
Source: RefSeq, a predicted model, not a curated record